GACAGUCGUCGGUGACGUCAUAGGCAUGUGACGCUGGAGGGACUGAAGGAGAGACGGAGGACUUCAAACGUACCGGUUUUCUUCUUUUCUUUGAAACCGUGGGACCGUGCGACGGCUGACGUCACGCAUGUGCGUUCCGGUGUCGUGUUCGUUCAUUCAGAGGUCACGUGGUCAGCAUGCUCAGCGUUGGGUGUUUGGUUCGGUCCAGAGUCCUGCUGCGGCUCCGUGGACCGGCAGCAGCUGCAGGAGGACUCGUCAGGUGGACCGGACCCGCUCCCGUCUCCGCACCCGAGGUACCUGUGAGGAGCGUGUCCGGUGUGGGCGGGGCCAGCGGCGCAGGUGGAUGGUACGGCAGCGUGUUGGACUCCGCGCCGGUUCACCUGUGCGAACACUUCCUGGUUGGGGUCCAGCAGGUGAGCGGGCUGCCGUGGUGGCAGAGUAUCGUCAUGGCAACGAUUUUAGCCAGACCCUUCAUCACCCUGCCGCUGGCAGCCUACCAGCUCCUCAUCCUCAGCAAGGUGCAGGCGCUGCAGAAGGAGAUCUCUGAGGUCGCCAAGAAGCUUCACUACGAGGUGACGGUCCGAGCCAGAGAGAGAGGCUGGACGGAAAAACAGUGUCGGGUCCAUUUCAAGAAGACCCUCCGGCAUCUGGUCUCUCAGCUCUACAUCCGGGACAACUGCCACCCGUUCAAAGCCACGCUUCUGAUCUGGGUCCAGCUGCCCCUCUGGGUCAGUUUGUCUCUGGCCCUCCGGAAAAUGAGCCUGGAUUGUUCAGCCCUGCAUGGCGAGCUGGCAGCAGGGGGCGCUCUGUGGUUCCCGGACCUCACUGUGCCGGACUCCACCUGGGUCCUGCCUGUCUGCCUGGGCCUCACCAACCUGGUCAACGUGGAGAUGUUUUCUCUGCGGCGGUCGCCAGCUUCAAGUUUCCAGCGCCUGGUUCUGUACGUGUUCAGAGGCUUCUCGGUUCUGUUAGUCCCCAUCGCUGCCACCAUCCCGUCUUCCAUGGCUCUGUACUGGUUCUGCUCCAGUCUGGUCGGGUUCGGUCAGAACCUCCUCCUCCGCUCGCCAAAGUUCCACAGAAUCCUCCGACUGCCGACCCGGAGGUCCGAUUCCCCGAACUGAGACUUGGUGUCCGCCUUCAUCGUCAAGUACUUAAAGUACUGCAAGUAGAUACCACAGAGUACUACAGAGACUAUCAGAGUACUACAGAGAC
Messenger RNA from Austrofundulus limnaeus, 1212 nucleotides. RefSeq names its product cytochrome c oxidase assembly factor COX18 (gene cox18). Gene Ontology annotation, biological process: protein insertion into mitochondrial inner membrane from matrix; mitochondrial respiratory chain complex IV assembly. Gene Ontology annotation, cellular component: mitochondrial inner membrane. Gene Ontology annotation, molecular function: membrane insertase activity. Lineage: Eukaryota; Metazoa; Chordata; Actinopteri; Cyprinodontiformes; Rivulidae. The record is from RefSeq and is a predicted model, not a curated record.